AUUCCGCUUCUGUUGCAACAGAGUAUUCCCUGAAAUUUGAUGAGUCCAUGACAGAGGAUGAGAUUGAAGAAAAGUCUUUUCGGUCUUUGCUGCCCUCUGAAAGUCAUCGCAGAAAUAACUUGGAGAAGAAACGGGGUAGUCGUGAUGAUUCUGAUGAGGAACUCUCCCCAGAAAAAACAGCUCUGUCAUCUAUCAAGGAGCUAAGCAUGCCAUUCUCAGGGGGGCAAGAUAGUUUCUCUAAAUUUACCAUGGAGAUGGUAAGACAGUACAUGAAAGAAGAGGAGAUGCGAGCAGCUCAUCAGUCCUCACUGCUUCGGCUCCGGGAGAAGGCUCUGAAAGAGAAGACCAAGGCUGAAUUAGCUUGGCUGGAACACCAGAAGAAGCAUUUGCGAGACAAGGGAGAGGAUGAUAAGAUGCCUCCUAUUCGAAAAAGGCAGCGUGGUCUGCUGCUGAGAUUACAGCAGGAAAAGGCAGAAAUUAAGCGUCUGCAAGAGGCUAACAAGGCUGCUCGGAAGGAGAGGCAGUUGAUCCUUAAACAGCAGGCAGAAAUAGAACGAAUCCGUCAGACUACAAUGAAACUGCAGGAAAAACUAAAGUCUGCAGGAGAAAACAAGCUGGAACUUCACAGUGACGAUGACAUCAAGCAGAGCAAUGGUUCUAGCCCACUUCCGACUGAUGCAGAAACACGCAGCCCUUCCCCAAUCUCAAUCUCCAGCAGUGAGACUAGUAGCAUUAUGCAAAAACUUAAAAAAAUGCGCAGCAGAAUGGAUGAAAAACACUGCUCUCCUGUUCACUACUUCUUCUCUGUCUUUACGUCUCACCACUGGGCUUCUCUCAGUGUCUGUUUUCCCAACCUCCACCCCAAAUUCCAGCUGUAUAUCUACAACCAAUUGGUCAGGUUCCUAACUAAGCGAGAACAGAAGCUGAUGCAGCGUCGACAACACGCUGAAGAAUUGUUGGAGUGGAAACGCCGCCUGGAUGCAGAGGAAGCAGAAAUACGGCGAAUAGAAAAGCAGGCUCUAGCUGCCUGGGACAAAGAGCUGCUGAAAACCAAAAUAGCCAAGAAAGACCUGGGGGAUCAGAGAACUGAGCCCAAAGAAACGGCUAGUGAAGAAGAGUCUCCAGUGCCUUCUUGCUCUCAUCUGAACAGUGAAAGUUCUAUCCCAGAAGAUCUUGGCAGUGUAGCUGCCGAGUCUGUCCCAUCAGAAACUAUGGGCCAUGGACAGCCAGAAAGCCCAGAUCAGAGUACAACUAAUGAAGAAAUGGUUUAUUCUGAAGAGUUCAAGUCCUCUACCUCACCUGGCAAACUGUCUUCCCCCAAAAGCAGCAUAUCUGUAUCAAAGCAAGAUUCCAGCAAAGGCAGCCAUAGAACUGGAGGACAGCUACGUUCACCUGUGAAGUCUCAUCAGGUCUCUCACAACUGGUCUGAUGAAUCUUUAUCUAUGACACAGUCAGAAACCACAUCUGAUCAAAGUGACAUUGAAGGACGGAUCAGGGCUCUGAAAGAUGAACUACGGAAAAGGAAGUCUGUGGUUUACCAGCUGAAAAAGGAACAGAAAAAGAGACAAAAGGAGAGACUGAAGGCCCAGGAAGCCAGUUUGAUCAAACAACUGGAGUCGUAUGAUGAGUUUAUCAAGAAGACAGAAGCAGAGCUGAGCCAAGACCUGGAGGCAUCACCUACAGCCAAACCUCAGAUUAAAACUCCAUCCUCAGCUACUGCUGAAAAACCUAAGAUCAAGGCACCACCACUCCACAGGCCUGAGACAGCUAAAAACUGGAAAUCACUGGCUGAAUCAGAGCGAUCCAGAGCAUCUUUGGAAUGCAUUUCAGAACAUGCAGAUGUUGUGUCAUCAAGAACUGAGAGAUCUGUGUCUGUGAACACCAAGAAGUUGUCUGUGACAGAUGUUCAUGCAGAAGAACCUUCUGGAACAUCUUCCUCGGUUUUAAUGUCACCAAGGAGUUCCAGAGCAGGAUCUGGUGAUUCCUUAGAUAAUGUACCCUCAUCAUCUCUUCUCAAAAACAUGAAAGAUGUUAGCAGGAUAUCCCAUGGGUCAUUGAACAAUGUGGUAAAUGCAUCCAAUGAUGAGGCUGCCUUAAGUCAUAAAUCUGAGAUACAGGAAGACUUGGAAUACAUAAAGUCUGAGGAAUAUGAGAUUGAAGGUUCUCAUGUUAAGCCUUUGGAGAGUUCUGAUGUCAUGUUGACAUUAGGUAAAGGACAGGAGAGCUCACUGGACAUCCUUCCAAAGAAAGUCCUCUGUUCCAAAAAUGAACAUUCUCAGAAGAAGCUCUUUGGUUUGGCUGUGGAAAGUCUUCAUGGUACGGAAGAAAUCUUAGAACAGAAACUGGUAGAUAAAGAUGCUGUAACUGGCCCAAAUGUAGAAGAGUCUUCUCGCAAACUGAGAAAAUUGGCAGAGGAAAAAGGUUAUUUGCUUUCAGAACAACUCUUUAGUCAAAAGGAGCCAUCGUUCCUUGAAGACUUUGAAGGAUCCUCUUCCAGAAAACAAGCAUCAAUUGAAGAAACACUUCCCGGGGAAUGUUACAAAGAUGACUUUGAAGCAUCUCUUCUCUCUCCUAUCGGGGAUGCCCAGUCACUGACAGAGCGGUCACAGCACACACAGACCAGCAGAAGCAGAUCCACCAGCCUUGGCAGUGAUGGCGAAAUCAGUGAAUACCUCAGUGAUAGGUCUUUCUCUCUCUCUGGCAGCAUGCAUUCGGAGAGGUUAUUAGAACUUAAGUCCCCAACAGAACUUAUAAAAAAUACUGAACGCAGAGAUGUGGAGCAAGAACAGGCCCCUGCCGAAUCACCGCUGUGGGCCUCUGUUUCAGUUGCAGAAGAAACAGAUAGUUUGCCAGAUUUCAACAUUGGUGAUAGAGUACUUGUGAGUAAAGUCCAACCUGGAACAUUGCGAUUCAAAGGCCUGACUAAGUUUGCCAAAGGGUUUUGGGCUGGCGUGGAGUUGGAUAAACCUGAAGGGAACAAUAAUGGAACUUACGAUGGUAUUAAAUAUUUUGCUUGCAAAGAAAAGCAUGGUAUUUUUGCUCCUCCUCAAAAAAUCUCUCACAUUACAGAAAGUAUUGAUAGCCAUUUAGACACAAAUAAGGAUGAAGACUCAUUCUUCGAUGAUAGACUGGAGAAGCAAUACAAAGCUGAGCAGAAAGACAGAGGAGGUUCCAAACCUGGCAAAGAGGAUGAAAGCCAGAGCAGAGAUGCAACAGAGAACUAUUCCCAGGAUAAAGCUCCUGCAGACACAGCUGUUUCAGAAGCCUCAGCAGAGGAAAGGGUUGAUGAGGAGUUGUCUUCUAAAGCAACCAGCAUAAAGGAGAUCUCUGUAGCUACUGAAUCACUUGCCCAAGAACAAUCAGUGGUGGAUUAUCUGAAGCAUGCUGUAAAACAGGAAGCCAGCCUUGCUCCUCUCAGUUCUGGUGUUGUGGAUGAGAUUUCCACUGUUCAGUUGGAUGACAUCUCGGAUUUUCUUUCUGAAAAACUGGAGAGGCAGAAGACACUGGGGGAAGAAUGUGCUGAAAAGUUAGAUGAUCUCUCUCCCGGAGUUGUGGAGAAGCCUGCAACUCCACUUUUGGAUUUGCUGACAAAAGAAAAGAACCAGUUAGAAGCCCAGCUUAGACUACCACUUAAAGAGGAAGGAAAGUCAAAAGACCAGCUGGAACAGGUCAGUUUGCUGACAGACAGUCUCCUUAGAGAUUUUGUGAAAGACACAGUCAAUCAGUUACAGCAAAUAAGGAAAGUCAGGAAUGAGAAAAUCCAGCUCAGCAACCAGGAGCUCUGUGAUGUGAAGGAGGAAUCUGGUACCCCAUCCCAGCAGAUUCCCGAUGGACUGAAUAAUUUUUUUCUAAGUUCUGAUUUGGAAGAUGAAAGAGAAGAACUUUCCUCUCCAGACAUGUGUCCCAGACCAGAGAGUCCAGUAUUUGGUGCCAGUGGUCAGGAAGAGCUUGCCAAGAGACUGGCAGAACUGGAGCUCAAUCAGGAGUUCCUGAGUGUGCUGGGAGAUGAUCAAGACUGGUUUGAUGAGGACUAUGGCCUGAGCUCCCGUAAGGUCCAGCAAAAGCAAGCUGAGGAACCAGCAGUGCUGCCCAAGGUAGACCCGCAGAAAAUGCCAACAAAGCCAUGUGAGGAGCCUUUGGCGGUCCCUCAUACAGCAGUGGAGGUGGAAGGUAUGGUGCAUGCAGCUGCUGAGGAACUCUGGAAACUGAAAGAGCUGGGUCACGAUCUUCAAAGUUUCAGCCUUCAUACAAAUCUUAGUAGUACCCUCAAAGAGCAGGACACAGACACGAUAAACAAGCAGGUUUAUAAAAAGGUGGUAUUUGAUUUAACAAAAGAGAUCUUUGGGGAAAUCUUUGCCGAGGACCCUAACCUAAAUCAGCCUAUUUGGAUGAAACCAUGUAGGAUCGCAUCUGCUUACUUUCGCCGAGUAAAAGAUCCAAAUGACCUGGAUGAAAUCAAGAGCUUCAUUGCAGCUGAAGUACUGAAGUUGUUCAGCCUGAGGAAGGAGCCUAAUCACAAAACAGACUGGCAGAAGAUGAUGAAAUUUGGGCGGAAGAAACGAGACCGUGUGGAUCAUAUACUG
Messenger RNA from Phaethon lepturus (White-tailed tropicbird), 4583 nucleotides. RefSeq names its product centrosome-associated protein 350-like. Gene Ontology annotation, biological process: microtubule anchoring. Gene Ontology annotation, cellular component: centrosome. The record is from RefSeq and is a predicted model, not a curated record. Lineage: Eukaryota; Metazoa; Chordata; Aves; Phaethontiformes; Phaethontidae. Gene Ontology annotation, molecular function: microtubule binding. The transcript is spliced from 16 exons. The annotation marks the transcript as partial.